UUUUGCAGUCACAGCGGGCAGACUUGUAACUAUCAGAUGAAAUAAAAACGAGUUGUGAAAAAAAACUAUCAACAUUCAACCAUCUCUCAGUCGAGCUCUCUGUUGAUGUUUCUCUCUGGCGUAUCGGCUCAUACCUGCCUAUAUCGCGUGGUUUUCUGCUUUCUUCAAACAAACCAACGAAACGAACCAUGCACAACAACCCAUCCAGCCCGGCGACGGACGCCGAGACGAGUGUACGAUGAUGAUGAUGGGUCUGUGCGUCAUCGGCGAAGAGUAAGUUUUCUAUAUUUCUAUAUGCGACAUCAACCGGUGAAGACGCGAGAAUUAUAAAUUCCUAUACUUAUACUUACUCAACGGUUCCUAAAACACUAAGCACAGGCCACUUAUGACGGCAGGUGAUUUCUGAGCAUAUCUUCGGAUGACGUGGUGAUAUCUGGUUUUGUGUUUGCUAAGCAUCUGGCAAGGCGAGUGUCAUCAGCAGCAGCAUCCCGAGAAGGCCGCCCGUUCCUUAAGGCAUUGUGGAUAACAUGAUCAACAAAAAUGGAAACGCGGCUAUCGCUGCCUCAAAAUUAAUGUCACCGAGAUUGCAUUUGAAGGUAGAAAUCAUUCUGCGAAUCGUACUGUUUGUCUUUUACAUAUACUUCGAGCUGAAGGAACCGUUCGUUCGUAAAAUCCAUCCGGAUGAAAUGUGGUUGUACCGGAAUCCACGAACUUCCAGUUACGUACCGCUUAAUAUGCUUUACCCGACGACGCUCAUCUUAGCCGGGUUGAUUUUUGCCACCUACUAUGUUCGCUCCAAGGACUUUGAAGAUCUCAAAAGUGCUUGGCUAGGACUGACGCUGUCGAUUGCUCUGAACGGAGUGAUAACUCAUUCGAUUAAGUGUGCUGUGGGCCGACCGAGGCCGGACUUUUUCUGGAGAUGCUUCCCAGAUGGGCAGAUGAACGAUGAUAUGGUUUGCACCGGAGACAAAUGGACUGUUAGCGAUGGACGCAAAAGCUUUCCCAGUGGACAUUCUUCCUAUGCAUUCUCGGUUCUAGGCUUCCUGGCAUGGUAUCUGUUCGCGAAAUUGCACGUCUUCACUGAAAGGGGUCGCGGUCAAUCGUGGCGUUUGAUAGCCGCUCUCUGUCCCCUGUGGGUUGCAGUGAUGGUGGCCAUCAGUCGCACAUGUGAUUAUCACCAUCAUUGGCAAGAUGUCUCCGUUGGAUCCAUCAUAGGGAUAAUAGAGAGCUAUCUCUGUUAUCGUCAGUACUAUCCAUCGAUAGGCUCGCAGCAUUGCCACGUUUGUUAUAGCAGCGGGGAAGUGAAAACACCCAUAAUGAGCAGAAAAAUAUCACCUAAACCUGAGUCUUCCAGUUGUCCCACGGAACCAGAAGAAAAGAAACUACUUAGCACCGAGGACAAAGAUUCACGAUGGACGUAAUACCGUCUAAAAUAUUUUUUAAUUCUGAAUUUUUACUAAGUAAACUAUACUAAGUAUACUAAUUCCAUUUC
Uranotaenia lowii is the source of this 1492-nucleotide messenger RNA. RefSeq names its product phospholipid phosphatase 4. The record is from RefSeq and is a predicted model, not a curated record. The coding region runs from base 528 to 1421 and encodes 297 amino acids. Gene Ontology annotation, biological process: phospholipid metabolic process. NCBI's taxonomy places the organism in Eukaryota, Metazoa, Arthropoda, Insecta, Diptera, Culicidae. Gene Ontology annotation, molecular function: phosphatidate phosphatase activity. The transcript has 4 exons.